Messenger RNA from Formica exsecta, 2471 nucleotides. RefSeq lists its product as uncharacterized. NCBI's taxonomy places the organism in Eukaryota, Metazoa, Arthropoda, Insecta, Hymenoptera, Formicidae. The coding region runs from base 469 to 1674 and encodes 401 amino acids. The transcript has 8 exons. The record is from RefSeq and is a predicted model, not a curated record.
GUGACUAUCAGCGGCCUCCCGCCUCCCGGAUCUGCCUCCGAGAAAUUGCCUCAAGGUAAUAUGGGUGGUGGUGCACGCGGCGAAACGUAAAUCCUCGUCUCUCUCUUGCCCUUUUUUUUUCUCCACGCGGUGAUCGCGGCGCGACGCGGCCGCGAUUACGCGAACGUAAAGCGAUGUAACGCGAUAAAAGCCAGAUAAAAGACACUCGCGAGUCUUCCCGAUCGCGAGGCGAGGACCGUCGAUGAAUUGUCAGUCGUGCAACGAUCGUUAAUCGCCGCGAACCGGAUGAUAGACGGCCGAUAAGAGGGACAUUAUCAUCAUCGGUCCGCGCGAUCAGUGUCCCCACAUCCGCGAAGAUACACCUGCGACUCUUGACAUACAGCCCGGUAGAAAUCACUCACGCAGAACGGACAUCCAUUAAGCUAAGAAGAAGAAGAAUCAAGCAUUCUCAUCGUUCACGCCGAAAACAUGGCGACCAUCGAGUCCUGCGAAAUCAAGUCAAUUUCCAAGAGCAUAGGCCGCAGAAACGUCGUUCCUAUAAUCCACAUUCGAGGAACGCAUUACGAGAUUGGCUUCGAUAUCGGACGCACUUUCGCCAAGAUGAUUCAGGAUUUUGUGGAUAUUUAUCCACCAUUGAACGAAACCUAUCUACCCCUGUUUGCUACCGAGAAGGGCAAGAAUGUUUACGAAGAAACCCUUGACGCGGUAAAGAAACAGUUCCCGCAAUACGUGAGGGAAAUCGAGGGAACGGCGGACGGUGCAAAUAUACCAUUCUAUAAGCUGUUUCUGAUGCAUCUGGAUGACAUUAUUUCAAACGUCACGGUUGGUACCCAAGGAAAUUCGCUUCCAGUCGGCUGUUCGACUAUCAUAUGCAAUCAACCAGGAUCUGAGAUUCUGGGUCACAAUGAGGACGCCCUCAAGGAGACCUUGAAUCACUGGUACCUGGUGAGCGCUCACGUAAUCGAGGCCGGCCAUCGGGAGGAGAAGUUCACGUCGUUAAGCUAUGCUGGUUUCCUGCCGGGCUACACAAUGGGUUACAACCAUCACGGCCUAGUUUACAGCAUCAAUACCCUUAGCGCCGCUGUCCUGCGAUCUGGCAAGACUCCGCGAUACUUCUUGACGCGAGCACUUCUGGGCGUGGAGAACUUUGUGCAGGCGCAGAAGACGCUGAGGAACGAGGGCUUCGGUGCAGCGGAGGGCUUCUCGGUGAACAUGACGUUUCUCGCACAGGAGGGCGAUCGGAUGUUUCACAACGCCGAGGUGGGCCCGGCCGAGGCGGAUAUCGCCAGGUCGCAGCUCAACAUCCUGACUGUCAGCCCGGGCGAAAACACGUCGCAUUGCAACAAGUAUCUGCGUUUGAAGGUGGCAGAGGUGGAGGGCAUGAUCAUACAAAGCAGCAUCAAGAGAAUGAAGGCGAUCUUUAAACAUCCGCCGGCUGAAUGUCGCCAGGACGUGAUCAAUAUACUCAGUGAUCAGACGGACGAUGAAUUCAGAGUAUAUCAGGAGAUCGGCAGCGACGAUCACAUCAAAACGAUCGCCACCGGAAUCUUCGACUGCAUCGAACGGACGUGGUCUAUUUACACGGACAAGCCGCAGUACAACGAGCCGAUACUGGUAAUACCUAUGCAGCUUCGAGACUCCGCGGUUUCGCAAUGCAACAACGUGAAGAAAUAAUCUCCGUCGCGCUUUUCAUCUCGAUCGAAUUUCCGCCAUCGUCGCUCGAAUCACGAAAGUGCAGCGUUCGUAUUAAGCUGACGCCAAACUAAUAUGCGCGUAUUCUUGAUUCGCGAUUUGUAGUAAUUACGUACGGAAAUUCGUUGUUCGUUAUUGUAGUUCCCUCCACAUUAUUCGCAAACUACACAUGAAUCGCCAACACGCGCAUAGUCUAGCGCCAGUUUUACACGACAUCAUAUACAUAUACAUACGAUAUAUAUGUAACAUUAAUAAUUUUGAAUAAAAACUAAAAUAAGUAGAAACACAUUUCCGAUCUUUACUCGUAAAAUAAAAUGUAAAAGUAACACAAUGUGACUGAACUAUAGAAAAUAUUAAUGCGAAAAACAGGAAAAGAAAUAUCAGAGCCUAUUUAACAUUUAAAAAUAACGCGUCACAUAUUCUACAAGAUGUACAGUUCUGCUGAAUAAAUAAGAUUUUAUAUACUAUAUAAAAUCAUCGCGCGUUAUGUCUCAAUAUUUUUAAUUGAAGAAGGAAAAUGGCCGUAAAUUCUAUUAAUAAUCCAUAAUUAAUAAUUCUAUUAAUAAGUAGUUAUUAUGGCACAUAUUGAGUAAAGGGAAUAAAAGUGUUCGCCGCUGUGUACUAUUUUGUCAUUUCAUCUUUAAUUCCUUGAUAUUUUCGUAAUAUGAGUACAUUGUUGUGAUGAUUCUUCAGUUUUAGUAAUUUCGGGAACUGUUCGCUUCCGAUCAAUUGUAUAAUUGUAAAGUCCUCAACGUAAUCCACUAAAUUCCAGUAAAAAA